Messenger RNA from Oncorhynchus nerka (sockeye salmon), 3968 nucleotides. RefSeq names its product small glutamine rich tetratricopeptide repeat co-chaperone beta. The transcript has 11 exons. The coding region runs from base 362 to 1288 and encodes 308 amino acids. The record is from RefSeq and is a predicted model, not a curated record. Gene Ontology annotation, biological process: post-translational protein targeting to endoplasmic reticulum membrane. Gene Ontology annotation, cellular component: membrane; TRC complex. Gene Ontology annotation, molecular function: molecular adaptor activity; protein binding. Lineage: Eukaryota; Metazoa; Chordata; Actinopteri; Salmoniformes; Salmonidae.
UAUUUUCCCUUGAGUUGUCUUGGAAACAGACUUGCAUCUUUCUGCUGGCAGUAACAUACUAUAUUUGGUGCCAUGUAUUAACAACUUGGGUCCAACAUACCACAUUACAGUGACUUGAGAUACCAUAAGUAAGGGAGUCCAGUAACCAUAGAACUGUUCAACUGUCAUAAAACAAUCAUUCAUGACAUUCUUUAGUUUGAAUUAACUCUGCAGCCUCUUACUGUGUGGUAUUCUAUUCUAUUAUAUUGUAUGUAUCCCUUACAUUUCCUAUACUAUUCUAUUCUAUGUGUCCCCAAACUUAAUGUUAUAUUCUAUUCCUCUUUAUCUCUAAACCUCUCAUGCCCAGUUGUUUGAAGUGAAAAUGGCAGUGGAGAAGCGCUUGGCAUUCUCUAUUGUGCAGUUCCUGCGAGAUCAAACACACUGUGGUGCUUUGAAUUCUGAUGAGCAGGAAAGCCUUGAAGUUGCCAUACAAUGUUUGGAGACAACCUUCAAGAUCAACUCCAGUGACUGUCAUCUCGCAGCACCACAACCUCUCACUGAAAUAUUCCUCAACUCUCUCCUCAAGAAUGACCAGAAUAACCUGGUGCUACCAGAGACAUCCCCAUCACCAGAAGACACAGAAAGGGCAGAACAGUUGAAGAAUGAAGGGAACAAUCAUAUGAAAGAGGAGAACUACAGCUGUGCGGUGGAGUGUUACACAAAAGCCAUCGAUUUAGACCUCCGAAACGCUGUCUACUUCUGUAACAGGGCUGCAGCACACAGUAAACUGGGGAACUACACAGAGGCAACGGGAGACUGUGAAAGGGCCAUAGGGAUCGACCCUAGCUACAGUAAAGCCUAUGGGAGAAUGGGAUUGGCAUUGACUGCUAUGAAUAAGUACCCAGAGGCCAUCUCCUACUUUAAGAAAGCUCUGGUUUUAGAUCCAGGGAAUGACACCUACAAAUCCAACCUGAAGAUCGCUGAGCAGAAACAAAAAGAGGCAUCCAGUCCUAUGGCUACGGGACUGGGAUUUGACAUGGCCAGCCUUAUCAACAACCCUGCCUUCAUCAGCAUGGCCGCCAGUGUGAUGCAGAACCAACAAGUACAACAGCUUAUGUCAGGGAUGAUGUCCAAUGCGGUCGGGGGUCCAGCAGCAGGAGUGGGAGGACUGUCUGACAUCUCCAGCCUGAUUGAAGCUGGUCAGCAGUUUGCCCAGCAGAUCCAGCAGCAGAACCCAGAACUGAUCGAACAGCUGAGGAACCACAUCCGCAGCCGCUCCUUCAGUGGCAGCGCUGAGGAGCACUCGUGAUCCACACAGUGUACAUUUCAAUAGAGGAAGGGCAACCAUAUGUCGUGAUUACAAUCUCUACACCCAUUCCUUAAACUCACAUCACCGGCAGAGCUGGAAUGAAGAGACAGACGGAGAUGGGGACGAUGGCACUUUACUGGGACUGUAUCUUCAGAGAGGAGGGGAGAGAUGAGAAACAGUCUACACCUUCUACAUACCUAAUAAGAAGAGAGAGUAUCCAACACAUUCUAUGUAGAUACUCAAACAGGAAAUAGAGUAUCAACCACAUUCUAGACACCCAAUUAGUUUCAAAAACAUUCCCACCAAUCAGGAGAAAGAAUAUUCAGUUCGAGACCCAAUCAGGAGACAGUCUCAACUAAUUAUUCUAAAUAUCCAACCCAGUGCACAGCAAAUAUUUAAUCUUUCCUCAAUAAUGUUCCAUUCCAAAUGGAUUUCUGUGUUUUUCUAUAGUGUGUUGUAGUAGCAAUGUGGAAACCAUUUCCGUGUUCGUAUACUUUGGUAUAUUUUGUUGAUCCUUUGGUCCGCACUGAUUUCACUGAUCCAACAGAAUUGUACGUAGGAGAAUGCAGGGGUGUAUACAGUGAGGUGAAACAUUUAGAUAGAAAUUAAAUUAAUAGAGCUGAUAGGAUUCCCUAUUCUACAGUACCAGUCAAAAGUUUGGAAACACCUACUUAUUCAAGGGUUUUUCUUUAUUUUUACUAUUUUCUACCUUGUAGAAAAGUAGUGAAGACAUCAAAACUAUGAAAUAACACAUAUGGAAUCAUGUAGUAACCAAAACAUUGUUAAACAAAUACAAAUCUAUUUUACAUUUUAGAUUCUUCAAAGUAGCCACCCUUUGCCUUGAUGACAGCUUUGCACACUCUUGCCAUUCUCUCAACCAACUUCACCUGGAAUGCUUUUCCAAAAGUCUAGAAGGAGUUCCCACAUAUGUUGAGCACUUGUUGGCUGCUAUUCCUUCACUCUGCGGUCCAACUCAUCCCAAACCAUCUCAAUUUGGUUGAGGUCAGGUGAUUGUGGAGGCCAGGUCAUCUGAUGCAGCACCCCAUCACUCUCGUUCUUGGUCAGAUAGCCGUUACACAGCCUGGAGGUGGGUUGGGUCAUUAUUCUGUUGAAAAACAAAUGAUAGUCCAACUAAGCGCAAACCAGAUGGGAUGGCAUGUCACUGCAGAAUGCUGUGGUAGCCGUGCCGGUUAAGUGUGCCUUGAAUUCUAAAUUACUCUGGGUCUUUCUUUCCUGUGGCGGUCCUCAUGAGAGCCAGUUUCAUCAUAGAGGUUGAUGGGUUUUGAGACUGCACUUACUUGAAGAAAUGUUCAAAGUUCUUGAAAUUUUCCAGAUUGACUUACCUUCAUCUCAUGAAAUAAUGAUGGACUGUCAUUUCUCUUUGCUUAUUUGAGCUGUUCUUGGCAUAAUAUGGACUUGGUCUUUUACGAAAUAGGGCUAUCUUCUGUAUGUCACCCCUACCUUGUCACAACACAACUGAUUGGCUAAAACACAUUAAGGAAAUACAUUCCACAAAUGAACUUUUAACAAGGCACACCUGUUAAGUGAAAUGCAUUCCAGGUGACUACCCCAUGAAGCUGGUUGAGAAAACGCCAAGAGUGUGCAAAGCUGUCAUCAAGGCAAAGGGUUGCUACUUUGAAGAAUCUCAAAUAUAAAAUAUAUUUUGGUUGGUUACUACAUGAUUCCAUAUGUGAUUCCAUAUCUGUUAUUUUAUAGUUUUGAUGUCUUCAUUAUUAUUCUACAAUAAUAGAACAUAGUAAAAAUAAAGAAAAAUCCUGGAAUGAGUAGGUGUCCAAACUUUGGACAGGCACUGUACAUGACAGGCAAUUAGAACUGUAUUGUGUAUAACAGAUACAUCUUCACGUUCUGUAACAUUGCUCCUUUCAGAACUGACCCCAGGAUUUGACUUAAAAUUGCUUUCAGUAAUUGCAUUGAGUGAAAGGGAGGAAGGAAUUAAGGAAGGAGAGAAAGGGAGGGAGGGACUAAUGAAGGACAGAAAGGGAGUUAAGGAAGGAGUGAAAGGGAGGAAUGAAUUAAGGAAGGAGAGAAAUGGAGGAAGUGGUUGUUCAGGAAGGAGUGAAAGGGAUAAAGGAUGCAUCUGUGAAGUAUUUGAACUGGGAGCACAUUCCUUUUUCUCAUGACUACAUGAGUUACACACACACACACAGACACAGACACACACACACACACACACACACACACACGACAGCAGGGUUACAUUGUUUCUAUCCUAUCAUGUUCAGACAGUUAUUUUUGUACCAAAUUAUUUGUUAUAGUUACUGUUGGAUGAAACAAAGACCCUAAGCCUUGAUCAUGUGGAUCUCUAUCAUUGCUUUGAAUAGUAAAUUAUCAGACUGCUAAUUUGAAGAUAAAAGAAAGUAUGUCCUUGAAAGUAUGUAUAGUGACCAUGUCUGCACCCCCUACCCUCACCCUGUAUUUACUAAUGAUUGGAACCAUAGCAAACACACAAAUAUGUCAAUGCCAUUUCUCUUUGGAUUCUAUUUCAUUUGACAUCACUGAAACAAUGUUGAUAGUAUGGGACUUAUUCAGCCUUAUUGAUUUUGCAUGCUUUUCCAUCUGAUAUUUAUUGUCAGACACUUAAUUGAAGCUAAUGAAUAUUGUGUAAAACAGAGCAGCAUAAUGUUUGGUCAACAAAUAUACGUCUAAAUAAAAUGUCUUA